Molecule: messenger RNA, 1632 nt
Organism: Fusarium redolens
Lineage: Eukaryota; Fungi; Ascomycota; Sordariomycetes; Hypocreales; Nectriaceae
Product: FAD binding domain-containing protein
Exons: 1
Coding region: 1-1632 (543 amino acids)
Molecular function (GO): FAD binding
Source: RefSeq, a predicted model, not a curated record
AUGGCAACAACACAAGAAACAUCAGUCGUAAUCGUCGGAGGUAGCCUCGUCGGCCUCUCAACAGCCCUCUUCCUCUCCCAUCUCAACAUCCCCACUAUUCUCAUUGAGCGUCAUCGCGGUAGCUCUCUCCACCCUCGCGCAAUUGGCUACACAGCCCGAACAAUUGAACUUUUCCGUACCGUUGGCGUUGAGUCAAAACUCAAAGGUAUCCAAUGGUCCGGCGGUCCUCCUCGUCGUAUCGUUGUUGAGAGUCUCGCUGGAAAGUGGGCGAAAGAGCAAGGAUGGACGCAAAAGCCUAAAGGAGGACCGCCUGUUUCAUUUGCGGAGUACUCGCCUACUGAAGGUGUUGCUAUCGCCCAGGACGUCAUUGAGCCUGUUUUGAGAGAUCGCGCGAGGGAGCUUGGCGCGGAUCUGAGACUGGGCUUUACCGUUACGGGGUGGAGCCAGAAUGAUAAUGGUGUCACAGUCGAUGCUACUGGAAGUGACGGUGACGACAUUCGUAUUAAAGCUCGAUACAUGGUCGCAUGCGAUGGCAACCGAAGCUGUAUUCGAGAAAGUCUCGGCAUUCAACGUCAUGGCGUUGGUCUCCUUCGCAAGCUCCAGAGCAUCAUGUUCAGAUGCGAGCCCCUUCAACAUUUUCUCAACCACGGUUACAGCCAAUUCCAGAUCGAAGGUCGUGAGGAUGGUUUCGAGGCUUUCAUGACGACUUAUGGUGGCGGGCGAUGGAUGCUAGCUUGGAACCAAGAGGUCGACGACCCUGAAGCUGUUCUUGAUGAAGCGACCCAGCAUGGCAUGAUCCGCAAAGCUUCUGGUGUACAGGAUCUGCGCGAUAGGGAUAUUGAACUCAUUACCACGGGGAAAUGGGAUAUCGGAGGUCUUAUUGCGGACAAAUUCUCCUCUGGUCGUGUCUUUCUUGCCGGCGAUGCAGCUCAUGCUCUGCCUCCGAACCGUGGUGGUUACGGCGCAAACACCGGUAUUGCCGACGCGCACAAUCUUGCCUGGAAGCUCGCAUCAGUUCUACGUGGAGAAUCCUUACCAGAGCUUCUUGAUACAUAUGAUAUUGAAAGACGACCUGUUGCGGAUGUCCGACAUGAUCAGAUCUUUGCGAGAGAAGAUUACAAACGAUACGUGGUAGGCAAGGAGUGGCCUGGAAAGAAUGUUGAAAUUAUGGACGAUGUCGCGAUGGAGUUUGGCUAUUUCUACAACUCAAAGAGUAUCAUCGGUGGUCCAGAUGGAUCUGUCCCUGUGAAGAGGCCAGAUGAGUGGAACGGCCAGCCAGGCACAAGAGCACCUCAUGUCGCUCUUCAGGGAGAACAUACUUCAACUCUAGACUUCUUCGGGACAUCCUGGGUCGUUAUAUCAAAGGAUGAGAGCUGGUCGCUGCUUGUCGCAGAGGUAGAAAAAGGGACAGACGUAAAGAUCGCGUUUGUGCACAUGGGAGGCGAUGUUGCCGAGAAGAAUGAUGGGAGCUUCAACAAGCUGUUUGGGUUGGAGGAUACCGGCGCUUCGUUGGUUCGACCAGAUGGCUUUGUUGCUUGGAGAGCGAAGGAAUGGCCGGCUGAAGCACAGAAGGAGUUGACGCAGGCGUUGGUUCAGGUUAUGUUGCCGCCAAAGCAUACGAAUGAGCUGUAG